Ambispora leptoticha is the source of this 912-nucleotide messenger RNA. NCBI's taxonomy places the organism in Eukaryota, Fungi, Glomeromycota, Glomeromycetes, Archaeosporales, Ambisporaceae. The record is from the annotation of a GenBank genome assembly.
AUGGCAGACCAAACUGCACACUCUGUCGUCGAUCCAAAUGCUGCUCCCGUUACACCCAACGCCUCUGGUUCAAACGCGGCUGCGUCCUCAGCUACUCACCUUAGUGGACAACACUCUCAGCAGCUUCAGGCACAAAAUCAACAGUUUUCCAGUCAGUUUUGGAAUCAACAGCUAAUCACAGCACAAAACUUUGAAAGCGAUUUCAAGAAUCAUCCGUUACCACUUGCAAGGAUCAAAAAGGUUAUGAAAAGUGAUCAGGAUGUUAAGAUGAUCAGUGCUGAGGCCCCGAUCCUUUUUUCAAAAGCUUGCGAGAUCUUUAUAUCAGAGAUUACAAUGCGAGCAUGGAUCCAUGCCGAGGAGAAUAAACGACGCACACUUCAACGCAGUGAUGUUGCAUCAGCCGUUGGUAGAUCAGAUCAAUUUGAUUUUCUUAUUGAUAUUGUUCCGCGUGAAGAGGUUUCAAAAGUCGCACGAAGACCAAAGGAGGAAGCUCAACAACCCGAACAGAUGUACGAUCAGAAUGUACUUGCAUAUUAUCAAGGUCCUGCAGGAGUGCAAUAUCCAGCCGUUUCGGAUCCUUCCUCUUAUUACCCGUCGCGUGAUCAAGAACAACAACUAUCUCAACAUCUUCGACAACCACCACCACCAUCCUCACCACUACAACACCAAGAAUUAUUGUACCAAAAUCAUCAAUCGAAAGAGAUUAACACAACAGCAAUAUCACAAGAAAAUACACAAGCACAUUUCUUACACUUGUCAGAAUCUAUUGGAAAUUAUACCAUCGCCACGAAAUCUUCAUCUUCUCUUGUAUGUUCUUCACCCACGACUACACCCCAACUUUCUCGGCAAAUAAUUACAGAGUCCUCUUCAAAUUCGAUAGAAGAUUUACCGUCGAGCUCAAUGUUAAAAUGA